AUGUCCAAACCUUUCCCCUUCUACUUUCCUUGCGAAAGGGAAGUGCUCAUUAUCCCUUCUCUCCCUCGCCAAAGAGGCCAUAAGUCCACUCCCCUUCCGUCCAUUCCUCUGGCGAUGGGAGGUUGGGAACCCAGGAUCUUCAUUUACGGUUUGUUUCGCGACGUCAAUGAUGCCGUCAGUGAAAUAUCAUUCCCCACCUCCAUCUUUGCGGUGAUACUGCUGCCGGUGGAACAAGGUUCCCUCGGCUUCGUUCUACCUUGGCAACGAUGUCCUCGACAACGACAUCAAGCAACCUGUGAGGAUGGUUUGUCUCUACCCUUUUUGGGCAGUGUAUCUAGCUUGUCCGAUGCAAGUGACGACGCCACCGGUGGAAUGGGGGCCCCCCAACUCUGUUCCUACCUUGGUGACAACGUCCUCUCUUCUCUGGGGUGCUGGUUCUCCGGGUCCGGAGCCUUACGAGUUACGACUUCCCAACUGUUGGAUACAAGUUGUGGCCGGCUUUGGCAACCAAGGGGCGGCGGCGACGGUGUCCUAGAAGUAGAAGACACGGUGAACCGCAAAGGAAGCAUCGAUGCGCACACCUAUCUUUUUUUAUCUUCUUGUGGAGUGAUUUACUCCAAGAAGGUGGAAUACCUCUGCUAUGACAGCAAUCAGUUUUUUGAAUCAACUGUAAGAGGGAAGAAAGUUCUACAGCGAGGGAAGAAAGGUGCUUGUGCAAGAAGAUUGGUGCUAGACCAAGAAGACACUAGAAGAUCGAAAAGAGUUGCCGUCGUUCAAGUCCCAGAAUUGGACGAACCAGCUGAUCUUCCACCAAUCUUCACCGUACCCAAAAGAUUUGAGCUCGACUCUUUUGAUUUGCAGAUACCUGAAGACAGAGAGGAUGACAAUGAUGAUCAUCACCAAUUGCCUCGUCAAGAUACUUUGUUGGAAGAUGAACAUCAGCGUAUGCCAAAUUUAUACGAGGGGAUGCCAUAUGCUGAUCUGGACUCUGCUUACGUUGUGCCAGUAUGCAUCAUUCCAACUGAAAUGAUCGGUGUCACUGAUGAAGUCACUGAUCUUCUGUACUUGGGUAACAUAGGGGAUGAACUUGAAAAUGAAAGUCAGAAUCCUGAUCCUGCUUGCUUUACACCAGUGAAGGAUGUUCUUCCACCUGAGGCGAUGGAUAUGAUGGCUGAAGCAAGCGAGCUUCCAGAGAAAAGCAAAGAGGUGAAGAAAGCUAGAAGAGAAGUGAAUGGUGAAGAGAAUGGUGAUCCUGCUUGUUCUACCCCUUUGCCGGAGAAUCAAGAAAUGCAAAGACCUGUGAAUGCUGUGGAGAAUGUGGUGUGUGCAGAUCUAGAUGAAAAUCAUCCUGUAGUCGAAGAAUCAGAAAAUGGGUUAGCGGUAGGAAAACUGAACACAACACUAUCUAUAGAAAUUCCUGACAUCGAGGAACAAGAGUCUCUGGAACCUUCCACUCCAGAGCCCUUGCGAGAGGGAGCCUCAGAAAAAUUUGUGGUUGCAACACCUGCUCAAAAUGAGAAGCGCCAGGUUACCAGAAAAAGGAGGAGGGGGUUAUACAAUAAGAGAAAAGUUUGGGUGUUGUGGGAUGAGAAUGCUAUCCUUGAUAAUGAAACGAUGAGAGAAAUGGUAGACGGGGUUGGUGUAGAGGAUCUAGUCGUCAAAAGAAGGAAGGCGCCUCACACUCGCCAUCAGAUUUGGAGGGAGCCAAGAUUUCGUUCUCUGCAGGAUACUUUCAUGGAGCCAAUUCUUCCAUGUGAUAACAUUGAGCCAAUUAUGCAAUAUUCGACUACAGUGCGCCUUAAUUCUACUACAGCCGAUGCCUCAUGCGGGGAAUCCGUUAAAGCAAAGAAGUGUCUUUCAUAUGAACCUGCUGAAUCCAGCAAUCCCCACAAGGAAGCUGCAAAUGAAGAAACAGAAUGUGUCCCAAAUGAACUGACAAAUGGCAUCCAGACUCCUGUUGGGUGCUACAAUCAAAGUCAGCAAAGUCAAGAUGUUUGUGAAUGCAAUGCUGAUACACCCUAUGAAAAGAACAACACACUAGUCAAUGGAGAUGAAUCAGUGCUGCCAGAAGAGAGAUUGUAUGAAUCAACCAGUCACAGUGCAUUGCGCAAUGAAUCAUUGACUGCUGAUAUAGAUGCGGAUAUUCCUAUGGAUGAAGAGCAUGCUGCCAGAGAUGAAGAUUUCCCGCUUUCAACAAGAACUAGGGCAGUAGCAAAGUGCCUCCAUCAGCUAUUCUUGGACCAGAAGUGCCAGGAGCAAAGUAAUGUCCCCGUGACGCUCGGCCAAGCCCUCGAAGGCAGCAAGAGGAAAACCACAGCAAGAUUCUUCUAUGAAACUCUGAUCCUCAAGAGCCGCGGGUUGAUAGACGUGAAUCAGGAGAAGCCCUAUGAGAACAUCACAAUCUCUGCAACUCCACAGCUCGACGCGGUGCUGCAGAAUCCAGUGCCCGCUUCAACUUCUUAG
Messenger RNA from Triticum turgidum subsp. durum (durum wheat), 2463 nucleotides. The record is from the annotation of a GenBank genome assembly. NCBI's taxonomy places the organism in Eukaryota, Viridiplantae, Streptophyta, Magnoliopsida, Poales, Poaceae.